This is a messenger RNA of Capronia epimyces CBS 606.96, 3177 nucleotides long. Its product is annotated as protein HIR1. Gene Ontology annotation, molecular function: nucleosome binding; protein binding. The record is from RefSeq and is a predicted model, not a curated record. Gene Ontology annotation, biological process: regulation of DNA-templated transcription; chromatin remodeling; DNA-templated transcription. Gene Ontology annotation, cellular component: nucleus; HIR complex. The transcript has 5 exons. Bases 1 to 3177 code for a protein of 1058 amino acids. Lineage: Eukaryota; Fungi; Ascomycota; Eurotiomycetes; Chaetothyriales; Herpotrichiellaceae.
AUGCAUAUCAUCAAGCCCAUCUGGCUCACACAUGGGGGGGAAAAGAAGGACUUUGAAGUCUACAGCUGCCAUGUGUCUCCGGACGGACAACGCUUGGUUACAGCGGCCGGUGAUGGCUACGUGCGAAUAUGGUCUACGGAAGCCAUCUAUAACGCCGCAAAUGCAAAGUACGACAAGCCCAGACAGUUGGCCUCUAUGAGCUAUCACUCUGGCACCAUCCACACCGUUCGCUUCUCCCCCGGAGGGAAGUUCCUUGCCUCAGGGGCCGAUGACAAGAUUGUUUGCAUAUACACACAUGACCCCAGUCCACCGAGCCACGCCACAUUCGGUUCAAACGAGGCUCCCCCGGUUGAAAACUGGCGCAUUUUUCGCAGGCUGAUCGGGCACGACAACGACGUACAGGAUCUGGGCUGGUCAUACGACGGAACGAUCUUGGUCUCGGUCGGUCUGGAUUCCAAGGUCGUGGUCUGGUCGGGCUAUACCUUUGAGAAGCUCAAAACGUUGUCCAACCACUCGAGCCAUGUCAAAGGCAUCACUUUUGAUCCGGCCAACAAGUACUUUGCAACUGCGAGCGACGACCGAACAAUUCGAAUCUUCCGCUUCACCUCCCCUACUCAAAACUAUACCAGCCACGACGCAGUUAACAACUUCAUUCUCGAGCAGACAAUUACUCAACCCUUUGUGAAUUCUCCGCUUACAACAUAUUUUCGCAGGUGCUCUUGGGCGCCAGACGGACAGCAUAUUGCCGCCUCCAAUGCGGUCAACGGGCCAGUCAGUGCGAUCGCCAUCAUUAAUCGCGGAACCUGGGAUGGCGAUACCACAUUGAUUGGGCACGAGGGGCCUGUUGAAGUUUGCGCUUUCUCGCCGAGAUUAUAUGGCUCGGAGCCGGUCAAUCGACUCGCCCCUGAAGGGCAUGUCCCCGCUCAUACAACAGUUAUCGCUUGUGGAGGUGCGGACAAAUGCCUAAGCAUCUGGACGACGAACAAUCCACGGCCUCUAGUUGUGCAGCAGGACGUUGCCGGGAAACCCAUCUCUGAUCUAGCAUGGAGCCCAGACGGACAGGCAUUAUUUGCAACAGCUUUGGACGGCACGAUCUUGACCGUCAUGUUCGAGUCGGGUGAGUUAGGCUAUCCAAGACCCAUUGAAGAGAACGACCGGUCACUUAGUAAGUUCGGAACUUCGAGGAAGGGUCUCGGAUUCCCUGAGACGACUGAGGCCCUGCGCUUGGAAGAAUUGAGUAAGGCGGGCGAGUUGAAGGGCGUUGAAGGCAGGAUGGGCGCUCUCAUGGGUGACUCGCAGUCUGCCCACGCCGCCCCAGUGAAUGCAGCUGCAUCAACGAAUGGGGCAACAACGACAGAAACUUUGCAGAACGGGACCGAGAACCGAUUGAAUGGGCACGCAGCUGCAAAGGCACAAGACGAUCUGAACCAGGCGAAACUUGAACGCCUCAAGAAUAGGGUCGAAAUCACCAAAGAUGGCAAGAAGCGUAUCCGACCCUUGUUGGUGUCCGGCGCAGGCGGCGCCGAAUCUUCUCUGCCCCAAACAAAGCUCGUCAGUGCCAGUGCCAAUGUUCAAGCCGUCGAUGCUCCGCAGACAGUCCUCGAUCUCUCCAAGCCGUUCGACGGUCUUCCUAAGGGCGGUAUAGCAUCUUUACUGCUGGGGAACAAGAGGAAAUAUGCACAGCUAGAAGGCGAGGAGGAUGGAACUACAGAGAAACGAGUGCUCGCCGCGAGUCAAAAGGGAGCUGUUCCCAUUCUCGCCAAUACACCCGAGGGGCUACUCCCAGCACAGCACCAGCUACCUUCCAGCGGACAGGAAGUCACCCCUGAGUGGAUCCGGCCUGCCGUUAUCAACCCGGCAAUCAGUAUGAGCCAGCUGCGACUUGCAGUACCGAAAAUCCGCGCACAUAUCGUGCAAGGCAUCGAUUCCGCAGGGAAGCCAGCCGAGGUUUUGAAGGAUGCUGCCAGCAAAUCGAGGGCCGAAUUUGUAUUCGAAGCUCGCAAUCCUUCGGGUCCAUCUUUGACACCGCGAGCGCAAGAUCGUGAACCGUGUCGGAUCACAUUAACGAGGAAGGACCAGCCUCUAUGGCAGGAUUUCCUGCCUCGUCCUGUCCUCCUGGUGACAGGGAAUCAUAAAUUCUGGGCGGCGGCGGACGAGGCUGGAUCAAUAUACCUCUGGACGCCGCACGGCCGACGGCUCAACAGCGCCAUCGUCAUGGAAGCCCAGCCAGUGAUUCUCGCGGCUAACGAGUCCUGGCUGCUGUGUAUCACCAGCGUGGGCAUGUGUUAUGUUUGGAACGUUAAGACUAUGUCGUCGCCCCAUCCGCCCGUGUCACUGGCCCCUGUUCUCGACACAGCGCUGCAUUCUCUUGCGGCGCAUCCGACCGGUGCCCCAGCCAUCACGCACGCUCGCCUGAAUUCUGAGGGCCGUAUCGUUGUCACCCUGUCGAACGGCGAAGGCUUCGCCUACUCGCCCCAGAUGUACUGCUGGCAACGCUUAUCCGAGGUCUGGUGGGCAGUGGGCAGUCAAUACUGGAACACGACCGAUUCUUCGGUGGGUAACAUCCAGUCGUCGAAGGGUCAGACUGGAAACAACGCCGAAAAGUCUGUCGACGUGUCGUCCGGCAUCAUUCCGUGGUUGGAGAGGAACACUACGUCUGAGACCCUCUUGCGUGGUCGUGCCUAUUUCUUACAACGGCUCGUCAAGGUCCUGCUGUCGCGCGAGGGAUUUGAGAGUUUUGAAUCCGGCGUGUCCAUUGCCCACCUGGAGAACCGUAUUGCGGCGUCCCUCAUGCUUGGUGCCAAAGACGAGUUCAGGAUCUAUUUGCUCAUGUACGUGAAGAGACUCGGCGCUGAAGGGCUACGGUUGAAAGUGGAGGAGCUGUUGCGCACUCUGGUGGGUGGAAUCGUCGAGGAACCGCAACCAGACCGACCAGGUGAAAGCGGCAAAAUCCUGGCCCCGAAUGCGGUCGAAGGCCGCAAUUGGCAGGAAGAGUCAACGACGAUCUGCGGGUGGCCUAGAGAAGAACUUCUCAAAGACGUCGUCUUGCUACUCGGGAAACAUCGCGAUCUGCAGCGAAUCACGGUGCCGUAUGCGAGAAUGCUCCAUCUGGUCGAUGUCGACGAGACGGGCAACGAUCCGGAUCCGGAUCGGGACGACAUGGCGCUCGAAAAGUGA